Messenger RNA from Oppiella nova, 1446 nucleotides. The record is from the annotation of a GenBank genome assembly. NCBI's taxonomy places the organism in Eukaryota, Metazoa, Arthropoda, Arachnida, Sarcoptiformes, Oppiidae.
AUGGUUAGCCAGAAUGCCAGCCAUGCGAUCGACAAGUUCUCAACACUGAUGUCUCAAUACGAGUGGAACGGUAUGAACAACAGGAGUGGAGAACUGGUCGACGAAAUGCAGAUUCAAUUCAAUUGUUGCGGAGCUUUGAAUGGCUCUCAGAGUUGGGAACCGUUGAGACCCAUCAGAAUUCAAUUCAAUUGUUGCGGAGUUUUGAAUGGCUCUCAGAGUUGGGAACCGUUGAGACCCAUCAGAGUACCCAUCGGUGCCUAUCCUUUGUCUUGUUGUAUGGAUGACGUGAAGUAUGGUUUAGAAAACCAAUGGUGUGAUGAACAACAGGUCCAACACAGGGAGUCAUGUAUUGCAGCGACUGAUCAGAUGGUCAGCAAAGUCUCCAAUUCUCUUCAGAUAACAAUAGACAUCACAAUAGAGGCGGCAAUCGUGCAGUUGCUGUGCAUUGUAUCGGCAACUGUCAGUCAAAACUUCAACAGAGAUUAUGUUGGGGUGGCCUACUCUCCCUAUACGAAGCACUGGGUGGGACAGACACUUCCGUAUUGGAACUCAUAUACUCUCGAAGAUAUCGUGGAUAUGUUGAAUGUGGUGAACAGUCGGUUCAGGAGUCUAGCGACAUAUGGGAUGGGAGUUGCCGGUUAUAAUGUCCACAAUAAAUGGGAUCAAACGGACUCUAAUUGUCUGGUGUCUCGAGCGGCCGCUACCAUAAACCACAACAAAAAUCAAAUGGCAUUACAAGUAUGGCAGGGAAUUAACCAAAAUGAAGACCAAACUCUGCAACAAACGGAAAUUAAUAAUGCAUUUUCUGCCGCACAGGAUGCUAAUGGCAUAUACGGAAACACUGUAAAGGGUCUGAUAUUCACUAAUGAGUAUUUCACGUCUGAGGCGACGGGUAAUCGUAUAUUAAAUAUGAUAACCAGUAAUAAGAAUAAAGCGCAUCAGAUGAAUGUGAAAGUGGGCACAAGAAUACAUGUCUGCGGUUUGAUUCAGGGGUCGGGAGCCAUGCACGACAUCCUCGCCAACAUUGUCAGAGAGUCCGACUUUAUUAUGUGUAAUGUCUAUCCCGACAAUAAUGUGGUCAAAGCCGGUACUCAGCAAUCGGUCGAUGCGGUCGGCAAUGCUUUUCUUAGUUAUAGACAAAAGUUUAAAGAAAUUAAUGCAAACAUUGAGGUUAUGAUUGGAGAGACUGGUUGGCCGUCGCAAGGCAUCAGUUUUAAUGCUUCGCCCAAUAAUGUGAAAAAUUUAAGAGACUAUUGGACCCAAAUGGGUGUCUGGGCGGACAGAAACAAGGUGUUGGUUCACAUGUUUGAAGCCAUUGAUGAGCCCUGGAAGUCGAGUCAAACGUCUAAAGAUAUGCAGUCUCCCAGUGGUCCCAAUGGUGGUGAGGGUCACUAUGGCUGGUGGCAAAGGGUUGACACCGGUGGUAAACCUAACUAUACUGAAAAA